CGUGCGUGAUCUCGCAGGCCUUCGUACGCCGUGCACAGCCCUCCUCUCCAGCUGUCACUUUUCGAGGAGCUAGGUGGCAGUACUCUCACCGCAUUCCCACAAUUGUGCGGUUGCUCGCGCGGUGCACAGCUCAAAAAGCGCUCCACAGAGCCCAGCAUUGCCUGCACGCCAUCGUCGCGACGCUGUUGAUGCGCAUCGCGUUGCUCCUGAUGUGUCUCCACCCCGCCGCGACGAGACAGAUGGGAAAGCCACGAGCCGUCCUCUUCGACUUCGACGGCUCCCUCGCGCAGUCGGAAGAGGCGCACCGCAAGCGCUUCGUCGCGGCGACGGGCGUGGCCUGCGACAGCGCGCGCUGGGACAGCGAGUGCGUCGGCCGCAACACGGAGUGGAUCGUGUGCCACCUGCUCGGCGUCGACGAGCCGCCCGCGGCGGUGAUCGAAGAUUUACGCCAGCGCGUCGUCUCCGACGCUUUUUUAGCCGACGUCGCUCCGACCAGAGGCGGCCUCGAGCUCUUGAAGGCGCUGCGGGAGGCGGCGAUCCCCGUCGCCGUCGUCACGUCCGGCCUGCGCGCGUACGUCUCGGCGUGCCUCGAGCGCUGGGGCGUCGAGGUCGACUACAUUGUGGCCGGUGACGACGACGUUGCGCAUAAGCCCGCGCCCGACCCAUACCUGACGGCCUGCGAGCAUUUCGCCGUCGCGCCGGCGGAGUGCGUCGCCGUCGAGGACUCGCCCUCAGGGCUACAGAGUGCCCUCGCGGCGGGCGUUCCCGUCGUCGCGAUCGCGAACCCGGCGAACGCGGGCCUGCCGUUGCUCGACGAGGCGCGCGCCGUCCAGGGGGACUUGACGGACCGGGCGCCGUUCGGCAUGUAAGUUGUGCAUACUGUA
Molecule: messenger RNA, 884 nt
Organism: Pelagomonas calceolata
Lineage: Eukaryota; Pelagophyceae; Pelagomonadales; Pelagomonadaceae
Source: the annotation of a GenBank genome assembly